CCACAGCCACAAAGUCAUAAUAAUUGCUAAAUCCCGCCUAUUUCUACAAUCUGAUUUUUAAACCUAACCAUAAUCGCACUGCUAACCCUGUGCCUAAUUAUAACCUUAAAUUAAGACCAAAAAGUACAUUUUUGUUUUCAUUCAUUUUUACGAUAUACACAUUUUGACUUUGUGCGUGUGGUAAUUAGUGACAACCACAACAAGUGUAUACAUCUGUACUCCACACGGCGAUGUCUCGGAAGAAAGAGAAAGAAGAUUAUUACCGUUUUUUCUCGGUGACAGAACCACGCACACACGAGAAGGGACACACGGAAUAUAAAGUCACCGCAAGGUUUGUCUCCAAGCGUCGUCCAGAGGACGUCAAAGAGGUGAUAGUAUGGAGGAGGUACAGUGAACUGAAGAAGCUAUAUGGAGAGCUGUCCUACACACACAGAAACCUGUUCAGGAGACAGGAGGACUUCCCUUCGUUCCCUGGCGCUCAGCUCUUUGGUAGGUUUGAUGAAGGGGUGAUCGAGGAGAGGAGGAGUGCAGCUGAGGUCAUGCUACUAUUCACCACCAAUAUCCCUGCUCUCUACAACAGCCCUCAGCUUAAGGACUUCUUUAGGGGUGGUGAGGUGAUCAGGCCGUUAGACCCCUCUCCUCUCUCCUCCUCCACCCCCCUCCCUCCCCCCCUCAUCCCCCUGCCACAGCGUCGAGGCUCAGACUGUGAACCUGCGGCGGAGGAGGAGGGGACCGAGGCCCCUAUCCAACCCCAGAAGCUGGGGCUUUCACUGGGCGCGGAUCUAGUCGAGCCUGAGGUUGCAGCUGAGGCCUACAGUGAGAUGGGGGGUUGUCCUACUCCAGUAACACCUACAGCUGAGGAGGAGGAGGAGGAAGAGUUAAUGGACCUUCCUGAUGUACCCGGCGAUCUGAAGCUAGACGACAGAGCUCUUAAUCCGUUCCAGCCCUGCGUCCUCAGAACAGACCAAUCACAGUCUCAGGAGGAGUUUGAUUCGCUGUUCGAUUCCGUGAUGCGGGAGGAGCCUUCAGAGGAAGUACCGCCCCCUACUCUCUCCGACAACGACCUCGCCAUCUUCGACCCCUGUGCUAAAGAAGACCAACCGAGCGCAUCACACGACCAAUCAGAACUUCUGUCGCUGCCCUUGCCCAAUCCGGACGGCGGGGAGGCGGGCUAUCUGAGGCAGGCAGCCAAUGAGCUCACAGCUGCGAUGGAAAGCGAGAAGGAGGGAGAGUACAGUACAGCCAUACAAAAAUACAAGACAGCUGUGGAUUUACUCAUCACUGGAGUGAAAGGAGAUCCAGACCCACAGCGUAGAGGUUCAGUAAAGAGAAGAACUGCUCAGUAUCUGGAACAUGCAGAGACACUACUCACACGACUUACCUCCACACACACCUCGCAGGACCAGGAUGCUUAAACACACACACACACACACACACACACACGAACAGGACGCUCAAACACACACUCCUUAAUACACUCAGGAUCAAUAGAACAACUGGAGUUUUGAACAACCAAUAGCACCACUUACACACCUCCCUCCCUACCUCUCUCUUAAAACCACAGGAGGUUGGUGGGGAGGACGGGCUCGUGGUAAUGGCUGGAGCAGAAUGGUGUCAAAUGCAUCAACCGUUCUGUUUCCAGGUGUUUCAUUCCAUUCCCUCUGUUCCAGACAUUAGUAAUGUGUCGUCCUCCCCUCAACAGCCUCCCGUUGCUUAAAACAAACACGCACACACACACACGCACACACGCACACACACACACACACACACACACAAAGAAUCACAUCCCUGUUGCUUAAAACAAACACGCACACACGCACGCACACACACACACACACACACAAAGAAUCACAUCCCUGUUGCUUAAAACAAACACGCACGCACGCACACACACACACACAAAGAAUCACAUCCCUGUUGCUUAAAACAAACACACACACACACACACACGCACAAACACGCACGCACACGCACGCACGCACACACACACACACAAAGAAUCACAUCCCUGUUGCUUAAAACAAACACGCACGCACGCACACACACACACACACAAAGAAUCACAUCCCUGUUGCUUAAAACAAACACGCACGCACGCACACACACACACACAAAGAAUCACAUCCCUGUUGCUUAAAACAAACACACACACACACACACACGCACAAACACGCACGCACACGCACGCACGCACACACACACACACAAAGAAUCACAUCCCUGUUGCUUAAAACAAACACGCACGCACACACACACACACAAAGAAUCACAUCCCUGUUGCUUAAAACAAACACACACACACACACACACGCACAAACACGCACGCACACGCACGCACGCACGCACACACACACACAAAGAAUCACAUCCCUGUUGCUUAAAACAAACACACACAAACACACACACGCACACACACAAGGAAUCACAUCCCUGUUGCUUAAAACAAACACACACACACACACACACGCACACACACAAGGAAUCACAUCCCUGUUGCUUAAAACACACACAAACACACACACGCACACACACAAGGAAUCACAUCCCUGUUGCUUAAAACAAACACACACACACACACACGCACACACACAAGGAAUCACAUCCCUGUUGCUUAAAACAAACACACACACACACACACGCACACACACAAAGAAUCACAUCCCUGUUGCUUAAAACAAACACACACACACACGCACACACACAAAGAAUCACAUCCCUGUUUCUGGAAUCUGAAAUCAACUGUCAAAUAUUUGAAUCUGAUUCCCCUUAAUGAACAAGACAAUGGCUUGUGUUCCAAAAGGCACCCUCUUCCCUAUAUAGUGCACUGCUUUUUACCAGGGCCAAUAGGUGAACACUAGGGUUCUAGGGCUCUGGUCUAAUGUAGUGCACUCUAUGGGGAAUAGGGUGCCAGCCCUGGUCUAAAGUAGUGCACUAAAUAGGGAAUAGGGCUCUGGUCUAUGUAAGGAUUAUGUUUCCUUUGUCUGCUUAAUUUAUCUCCCUAAUAGCUUUUACAGUGUUUUAAGGCGUUACUAGUAUUGUGUGUUUUUGUACACUACACGCGCAUUACUUAAUUGUUUUCUUAAAUAAAUCAAUAAAAACUGA
This is a messenger RNA of Oncorhynchus masou masou (cherry salmon), 3102 nucleotides long. It is a transcript of the gene snx15, whose product is annotated as sorting nexin 15. Lineage: Eukaryota; Metazoa; Chordata; Actinopteri; Salmoniformes; Salmonidae. The transcript is spliced from 7 exons. Gene Ontology annotation, molecular function: phosphatidylinositol binding. The record is from RefSeq and is a predicted model, not a curated record. Bases 231 to 1415 code for a protein of 394 amino acids.